Suillus clintonianus is the source of this 1653-nucleotide messenger RNA. Its product is annotated as cytochrome P450. Lineage: Eukaryota; Fungi; Basidiomycota; Agaricomycetes; Boletales; Suillaceae. The transcript has 12 exons. The record is from RefSeq and is a predicted model, not a curated record. Gene Ontology annotation, molecular function: monooxygenase activity; iron ion binding; heme binding. The annotation marks the transcript as partial.
GGAAAUAUCGCGUCCCUCUUUGAGGGCGGUGUUGACUACUGCGUGCAUAUUGCAGAGAAAUAUGGCGGCGCGGUGAGGCUCCAUGGACCGCCAGACGAAACUGUAUACGUGUCCGACCCACGCGCGUUGUAUCACAUGGUCGUCAAAGAGCAGCACAUCUUCGAAGAGCCCAACCCCUUCAUUAUGUCAAACAAACUCGUGUUCGGUGAAGGUCUGAUAUCCACCGUCGGAGAGCAACAUCGCCGGCAACGCAAACUUCUCAACCCCGUCUUCUCGACAUCAAACAUGCGACGACUACUCUCCACACUACACCCCAUUUCCGACAGACUCACAUCCACUCUUGCGGCCAAACUUCCCGCUGACAGCUCUCACAAAGAGAUCGACAUCCUCCCAUGGCUAUCCCGCUGUGCUCUCGACGGUGUCUGCCAAGGCGUCCUCGGGUACCCCAGCAACACCCUUUCAGCAGCAGAAAGUGACCCGUACCCGGAAGCGCUGCGGAAGAUCGGCCCCUUGAUUGGAAAACUCAUGAAGGUACGACCGAUCGUAGCGAUCAUCAUGCACUACUGCUCCCCGUACUGGGCAAGGAAAGUCCUUGAUUUGGUCACGGUACCGUGGCUUCCGACGCAGUAUAUGGCGGACGUGCGGGAGAUGCGACGUAUAGUGGAAACGAUGGAUAGUGCCAGUCGAAAGGCGUUUUCGGAGAAAAAAGCUGCCAUGGAGGCUGAAGAAACGCUGCACCCUGUUGACGCUACCUGCAGAGACAGUGAUUCGAUGACGUCAAUGAUGGAUAUCAUGCUAAAGGCCAAUGCCAUGUCGUCCAACGCGGAACGCCUCACGGAUGCUGAGUUGUUGGGACAAAUGAACGUUAUGGUAUUUGCUGGCCUUGACACGACCACCUCCGCACUCGCCCGCUGCAUCUACUUGCUUGCCCAACACUCCGGUGCUCAAGCAAGACUCAGGAGCGAAAUUCACGAUGCCAUGAAGACACUCGAAGAAGACGACGACACGUCAUCUGCUGAAUUGCCCUACGACAUCCUCAUGAGCCUACCGUUCCUCGACGGUGUCGUCAAAGAGACCCUCCGCCUCUACCCCUCCCUCCCAGUCAUGGGCCGAGUAACGUCCAAAGCAACCACCCUCCCUUUACACUUCCCCACACGCUCCCGGUCUGGUGGAUACACGUCCGCCGUUGCGAUCCCAAAGGGCACCUUUACAAUCAUCUCCAUCCUCGCUGCGAAUCGCCACAGAGGGGUGUGGGGUGCCGACGCGAAUGAGUGGAGGCCGGAGCGAUGGCUUUCAUCCCCUCUGGCCGCUCCCUCGCAAGCACAAGAAGUGGAUGUCCCGUUGGGUGCGCCUGUCAAAGAUAAUGAUAAUGUGCGGUUUCCUGGUGUAUAUUCCAACAUGAUGACGUUUCUCGGUGGUAGCCGCUCCUGCAUCGGGUUUAAAUUCGCCGAAAUGGAAUUAAAACAAGUUCUCGCAACGCUUGUGCUGCGUCUGCACUUCUCGCUCCCGACAGAGCGGAAUGCACAAGGGCACGUGAAAGAGAUACAAUGGAAGCUCCAGGCAUUUCAUAUCCCUGUUGUGAAGCCACCCGCAGGGGAUGGCGUAACGCCGCAGGUGCCAUUGAAUGUGCGGCUGGUGAAGAAGGAUGAUUUU